UCCACUUGAUUUCGCCUCCUAUAAAUUCUCCGGGCUCGAGCUCCGGCACCGCCCGCCGGUCUCCCGAGCGCUGGAUCGAUCGAUGGAGAUCACGAGGGCUCACCUCGCCCUGCAGUGGAGCCGCUGCGAUUGCCUCGAGCUCCGCUCUGUACCUCUUUUCCCGCUUCCUCGGCAUUCUCGCUCCCGACCCCUCCGCCUCCUCUCGCGGCUUGGGGUUAUGGCUUCGUGCUCCUCCGGGAGGAGGAAUGGAAGGGCGGAGGAGCUUCGGGGAGUGAUUCGAUGUGGUGUACAGAGAGAUUUGGAUGGCGAGCGCCUGAUUGUUGAGGCGGAGGAGGAAGAAGAAAGAGGGGGAGUGAGUGGUGAGGAAAAUAAGGAGUCCGAGUGGAACUGGCCCCCUUGGAAGGACUUGCCGCAGCGGUAUAAGCUCAUUGGCACGACGUCACUCGCAUUUGUGAUCUGCAACAUGGAUAAGGUUAACCUAAGUAUUGCCAUCAUACCAAUGUCACAUCAAUUUGGCUGGAAUUCUUCAACUGCUGGCUUGGUUCAAUCAUCAUUUUUCUGGGGCUAUGCUUUGAGUCAGUUACCUGGUGGAUGGCUCUCCAAGUUUUUUGGUGGAAAGAGAGUUCUAGAGGUAGGUGUGCUGGCUUGGUCAUUGGCAACUAUAUUUGUUCCAGUUGUAGCAGGGUUCAUGCCUGGACUGGUUUUAUCAAGAGUAUUGGUUGGAAUUGGCGAAGGUGUUUCUCCAUCAGCUGCAACUGACCUAAUUGCCAAGUUUAUUCCAUUGCAAGAGCGCUCAAGAGCAGUUGCAGUUGUUUUUGGUGGUCUUAGCAUAGGAAGCAUCUUAGGGCUUCUAUUAGCUCCUCCAAUCAUCCAAAAUUUCGGUUGGGAAUCUGUCUUUUACAUGUUUGGUUUUCUUGGGAUUCUUUGGUGUUUGGGAUUUGAGUUUGUCAGAGAUGGCCAGUCACUACUUGGUGAUGAUCUCAUUUUUCGCUUUAGAGAAAAGGCAUCGAGUAUUGGUAGCUUUUUGUCAACAUCAUCCUAUGAAAACAACUCAGGCAAUGACUCCUUAAAACAAUUGGUUGACUCACUUAAGGAUAUACCAUGGAAGGAAUUUUUCAAAAGCAAGGCAGUAUGGGCAAUGAUAUAUGCUCAUUUUUGUGGAAGUUGGGGCCACUAUACUUGUCUAUCUUGGCUGCCAACUUACUUCAGUGAGGAGCUGAACCUAAAUUUGACUGAAGCAGCUGAGGUCUCAGUCCUCCCCCCUUUGGGUUCUAUUCUCACUACCUCCAUGGCAGCAACUUUUGCAGACCAUUUAAUUUCAAAUGGAGUUGAGACUACAACGGUACGAAAAAUUUGCCAAACAAUUGCCUUUCUCUGUCCUGCAGUUUGCAUGACACUUUCCUCUUUGGAUCUAGGAUUGCCUCCUUGGGAAGUGGUAGCUUUUGUUACCUGUGGCUUGGCACUUUCAAGCUUUGCCUUGUCUGGCCUUUAUUGUACCCAUCAAGAUAUUUCUCCCAAGUAUGCAAGUAUACUACUGGGUAUCACAAACACAGUAGGAGCAGUACCUGGAAUCGUCGGCGUCGCACUCACCGGAUAUCUUCUCGACACUACUCACUCCUGGAGUCUAUCGUUGUUUGCCCCAUCAAUCUUCUUCUAUUUAACCGGCACAUUGGUGUGGUUGACAUUUGCCAGCAGCAAACCUCAAAACUUCAACGAGUAGUUAUGAUCUGAUAGAUCAUUUUGUCGUGAUUCAAAUUAAAUCCUUGUUAGGUUUUUUUUAAUAUACUGAAUUGAUUGAUUCAAAUGAAAAAUAGUGGGAAAAGUGAAUGGCUGUGUAUAUUCUUUCAGCAGCCCUAUUUUCAUACAUAUUAAGUUUCUAGCACACCAAUUUUGUACAGUGUAACGUUUGUGUUAAUAUUUUUUUUUUUGUUCCUUUUGCUAGUGUUUUAAAAAAUGUAAUUGCGUAGAGGAAUACUCCACGAAACUUAUGUUAAGUUGUAUUAUUUAUUUAUUUAUUUAUUUUUGGAGGAUAUAUAUUCUUAAUAAUUCGUAUUCAAUAUUUCUUAAUAAUUCAUACGAUAGACAUCUAUCGGCUUCUGAAAAUAAGCCUGUAGCCUCCCUCCCAAACUGUUUGUAGCUUGGGAAGAGAGAAUAUGUACAUUAUUAAUUAUUUUGACUAAAAACAUUUUUUAAAAAAAAAAAAAGAAAAAGAAGAAGAAGCUUUUUUCACUGGAGAUCAAUUA
Messenger RNA from Zingiber officinale, 2243 nucleotides. Its product is annotated as probable anion transporter 6, chloroplastic. Lineage: Eukaryota; Viridiplantae; Streptophyta; Magnoliopsida; Zingiberales; Zingiberaceae. The coding region runs from base 83 to 1720 and encodes 545 amino acids. Gene Ontology annotation, molecular function: transmembrane transporter activity. The record is from RefSeq and is a predicted model, not a curated record. Gene Ontology annotation, biological process: transmembrane transport. The transcript has 15 exons.